This is a messenger RNA of Daldinia loculata, 2048 nucleotides long. RefSeq lists its product as uncharacterized. The transcript has a single exon. The record is from RefSeq and is a predicted model, not a curated record. Lineage: Eukaryota; Fungi; Ascomycota; Sordariomycetes; Xylariales; Hypoxylaceae. Bases 191 to 1693 code for a protein of 500 amino acids.
GUUCAGUUCAAAUCGUUGCGUCUUCCACCAUCAAAACGCUCAAACUUUACCUUUCAUAAGUUACCUGUACCUAACCCGAUGUUGAAACCGUAAUAUAAUUCCUUUUUUAUUCUUGUCAAAUGGUUAUCUCUAAAGAUAUGAACCGGAAGUAUUCAACUUCAAUAGAUACACGGCCUCAUUGCUUCUCAACAUGGCUACGCAUUAUCCCCUCAACGGUAUCGACCUGGAUUUUACCAAAUAUGAGCAUAGGUCUAUAUCCGAUCGCGAGGUCAUAGUCAAUCGGAUUAUGCAGGAAUAUAUGUCACCAGAGAGUGUGAAAGCAGCUGUCUAUAACAAGAGAUAUCAAGAUGCCAAAUUCAAUCAAAUCAAAAGUCGCGAUCGAGAACUCGGCCUUGAUAUGUAUCUUCUAUAUAGGAUGCUUAGGACUGAUAGCAGCUCGUCCUUCGUCGGAGCAGAACUACAGCGCCUCUACUUGCCCUCUGCUGGCAUAUUCAUUGACGCUCUAAAUUACUACCCGUUACCCGAACCUGAGGUCACUAUUGGCAAGGUUACGUUGGGGCUUAUAGAACAGUAUUAUCUCGAAUCCGAACCUUCUAUGCGCGCUUGGCUUGGCCAUCACUACCGUUCUCACCCAGACUUAGUACCCAAACACAAGUCCGGCUGGACAAAAGAUAUGAAAGAGCACGUCAAAAGUUACAGGCCAUUUUCAAGAACACAUUACCGUUAUUCUUUGUUUUCCGGCGGCCACCACCUAAGAAUCAGCACCUCUUCUAAUGUCGAAUUUUCUAUCGAUCCUCAGUUUAUUAGCACGCGGUGGCUCGGCGUUCUAAUAAGUCGGCAUUCCUCUAACCCAUCACGAGCAUGCAACCACUCUAAAAGUCCGGCCAAACCCUUUCAUUCCGUCAAUACAUUAUGUGUGCGUCGAGGGAAGCCUCAACGGUCUAGCAGUCUACCUCCACCUGAUUCGUGGAAGACGGUAGCUUUAAAUACCAAAGACUGGAAGAGGGACCUCGAAGAUGGAUGGAUCAUCUACUUCCCUCGACGCCCUCUGUCUGAACUUGAUAAACUAUCACGCCGUAGAAGCUUAAGCCGAACUCACAUCCGAGCAAUGUUCACUAAUAAACCCAAAGUGUUUGAGAAGAAGUCUACGCAGAAACGGGUCCAGGGGCAGAUUAGGAAUCCGUGUGCUAACUGUUCCCAGCAUAGUAGUCAUCGCUCUUCAGCCUGCCCCUUAGCAUGUGGUUAUUGCAACUCGUCGUUCCACAAGGCAUAUGCUUGCCCAACCAAGGCGAGCAACCGAUGUAAAUGCAUGCCCUUCCCACAAUACCACACAGUUUUCGAGUGUCAAAUUAAGUGCAGCCGAAAGUGUGGAUGUCCAAAUUUCCCAGGUUCAGGCCAUCACAAGAACGCCAUGCUUUGCUCCUAUCGUUGCUGCAUGUGCGGUGCCAAGGGUCACUCAGGAAGAAAAUGCUCCUUGAAGAAAUGUCCGUGCGGAGGGGAUCAUCUCACUCAAGACUGUCGAUGGAAGGUUGAGUGUCCCGCCAAAGAUUGCAAUUUCUACCUAUGUCAUCUUCAUUGCAGAGAAUGCGGAAAGAAGAAGGAUAAAACUUCAAAAGAACACUUUGUCGGCAGAACCUGUCAAGACUGCUUGAGGAAUGGUAAGCCAGUCUUGGAAAAGGUCGCAUCAGAGUAACAAAAUUGGCUCGGCAAACGUUGCGACUACACCUCAAACCCUUAGAGAGUCCGGAAUGAUUAUCCGCUGGCGAUAGUUGAUAUCGUAAGGGUAAGCGAAGUGACUAUGUUUCUACGCAACCUACUAGUAUAUAAACACAAGCGAAUAUAACUCCUCUAGCGGUAUAUCAGUAUUGGAAUAAUCUGCAGAGUAAGAUAGUAUAAGUACCAGGUUAUAUAUGCUCAGAAUUGCGCUAGAGUGUUGCAACCAAGACUGGAACAAAUCCUAUGGCAGUGCGUUGUUAAAGAGGCCUCCAUAUUUCAAGUAUAUAAACAUAACUUAAGCGUAUACUCCAUUAUGUAUUGCUCAUGCUGCG